GUUUUUCUUUGGCACACCGUUUUUGGUUUGGGACGAUGCCGUCUUACAACAUUAAUGGCAUCACCGUUCAGUUCCCGUUUCCGGCCUACGAAUGCCAACUUUCGCUCAUGACGACCCUCGUGUCCGCACUCCAAGGGCAAACGAAUGCGUUAAUCGAAUCCCCAACUGGAACGGGCAAGACGCUGUGCUUGUUGUGUGCGGCGCUGGCGUGGAGGGAAGCAUGGGUCGCUCGAAAGCAAUUAGGUAUUGCUUUGAAAAAUAAUGUGGAUCGUGUCGAGGCUUUGGUGCAGUCUCUGGAUAAAGCUGUAUCGAGUUGUGGGGAUGAAAUGUAUGAGAGGGAUGCACCAACGAUUUAUUACGCUUCCAGGACGCAUUCUCAGCUGUCGCAAGCUGUUCAUGAGCUUCGAAAUACCAGUUAUGCCCCAAAGAUUUGCGUCCUUGGCAGUCGAGAUCAAUCUUGUGUUCACCCCGAUGUCCUGGCCCUCCCCUCCGUAGGCAGGCCAAACGUCUGUAGACAAAAAGUCGCAAAGAAAACUUGCGAGUUUUAUGGGAAUGUUGAGCACGUUAAAGGAGCACUGGAAGAGAAAGGUAUUCUGGAUAUUGAAGAGUUGGGGAAAUUCGGAAGGGAGCAUAGAGCUUGUCCGUACUUUUUGUCCCGCGCGCAUCAAUCAAAGGCAGAUAUCAUCUUCCUCCCAUACAACUACUUGAUUGACGCACAUACACGUAAAGCACAAAACAUUGACAUAAAGAAUGCUAUUCUCAUUUUUGACGAAGGACAUAACCUGGAAAGCAGCUGUGGCGAUGCAACGAGUUUUGAAAUAACUGCACAGGACCUUGCGAAUUGUAUUUCGGAAGCGUCGCAGUGUAUCGAAUUGGCUUCUGCGCCUGGUGCUGCCAAUCGAGAGGCCUCUGCGCAGGAUUUCAUGAUUCUCAAAGAACUUUUACAAAACCUCCAAAAAAAACUCGAAGCCGUCCAAUUGGAUCGCUCGCGGGAUCGGAUCUUGAGCGGCGACUGGAUCCUCUCACUCUUUCGUGACCUCAAUAUUUCAUUUGAGAAUGUCAGUAUGGUGUCUAGAGUUGUGGAGUGUGGAGUUGGGUUGCUGGCUCAAGAAAUGAAUCGCCGUUCCCGCAUGGCGUUGAAUUUGUUUGGCACGGCACUCAAGGUUGUCUUUAAAGAGGGGUUUGGAGCCGAUGAACAGAUAUGGCAAAGCUACAAGGUCUACAUUGAAGAAGAAGCGCGCACGAGGACAGGCCGAAAACUCUCGCUAUGGUGUUUUCAUUCUGGUAUUGCCAUGAAAGACCUUGAACGAGACUGUCGGUCAAUUGUCCUUGCCUCUGGAACACUGAGCCCCUUGGCCUCCUUUGCAACGGAAAUGGGCAUCCCCUUCCCCCACCGUCUCGAAAACCCCCACGUCAUCUCCCCACAUCAAGUCUUUGUUGGAGUCGUUCCAACUGGUCCCGCCGGCUCACACCUGUCCUCGUCGUACGAAAACCGUGAUUCUGUAGCAUACAUAUCUGACCUCGGCAACGCUGUCGUCAACUUUUGUCGAAUUGUCCCCGAUGGAUUUUUGGUUUUCUUUCCUUCCUACGGUGUUAUGGAGAGGUGUUUGGCUGCAUGGAUUAUGGGACAGGGCGGGGCCAAGAGUGUUAUGGACCGUAUCAAGCAGUACAAGACACCCAUUGUCGAGCCGCGGAAUAAACAACAGUUUGGACCGGCCAUGGAAGAAUUUUAUGCAAAAUUAGAAGAUAAGAGUUUAACGGGCGCCGUAUUUUUCGCAGUAUGCCGCGGUAAAGCAUCUGAAGGGCUCGAUUUCAGUGACAACAAGGGCCGCGCUGUGAUGGUGUGUGGGAUUCCAUAUCCAGCGGCGAUGGAUCCAAAGGUAAAAUUGAAAAGACAAUAUUUGGAUGAACUGCAUGGUCGGAAUGGCAAAGGGAAGCAAACCAUAUCCGGAGGUGAUUGGUACAAGCAACAAGCUGCCCGAGCCGUGAACCAAGCCCUUGGCAGAGUCAUCCGUCACAAAAAGGACUUUGGAGCCAUCCUCCUCUGCGACGCCCGUUUUGGAUCUCCAUAUAAUAUCAAGCAACUCCCCAUAUGGAUUCGAUCCCUCGUUAAAGUCUAUAAACACUUUGGGGAGGCCCAAGGUGGACUUGGCAGGUUUUUCAAGCGUAUGGAACAGCAACCUGAUGCUGUUCCAACGGUACCUGCCGUACCAGACUCUGUUCAAGGUCAUGCCGAAAUUUUGGCGCAUGCUGCUUUUCAGCAGUUGAAAACAGGAUUGUCAGAUGGGGAUGGACAAGUAUCAAUUCGGCAGAGACGAAAAAAGAGCGAGUUUGAGUUGUCAAUGGAUGGUCCUGCUACCACCACCACUCCACCCAUUCCAGCUAUCGUCAAUUCGAUAAAAGCAACCAGUUUUCAUCGCACGACGCUUGAUCGGAUCUCGCAAUCUGCACUUGCAAACCCACCCCGCAAAUCCAUCUUGACUAAAGCAACCCUCGCAAACCAACAACCUGCCCACCCCGAGGCGACUCACCCUAUCCUAAAACGCCAGACAUCUCCUCCCCAACCCCCCACCUCCAAAAAACAUAAACAAACCGCAACAACCUACAUUCAAACCCUCAAAAGAACCCUUCCAACGCCGAAAUACCAUACCUUCCAAUCCCUGCUCAAAUCCUACAAAGCCCAAACCAUCUCCGUGUCUGCCCUUGUUGAUGCCCUUGUAGAAUUAUUUGAAAAUAUACAAGGGGGACGGGAGUUGCUUGUUGGGUUUGGUGCGUUUGUGCCCAAAGUGUAUAAAAAAGAGUUUGAGAGGCGGUUAGAAGAGGUGUCAUGAUGUUGGGUUGUUGAUUGGCGCAUUCGGCAUCCCGCCCACGGCCUCGGUUUCCGUUUUUUGUAGACAAGAGUGCGUAGAGAAGGCAAUCGCCAGUAUUUCUGGAUAGAUGGACAUACGAAAAUGUAUAUAUAAUAUUUAUGUUUUGGCAAUGGUAUUUAUUUGUCAUAAUAAUGAUAAAAAAGUCGUUAAUGUUGG
Messenger RNA from Spizellomyces punctatus DAOM BR117, 3026 nucleotides. RefSeq names its product DNA repair helicase (rad3). Gene Ontology annotation, molecular function: DNA binding; ATP binding; DNA helicase activity. Lineage: Eukaryota; Fungi; Chytridiomycota; Chytridiomycetes; Spizellomycetales; Spizellomycetaceae. Gene Ontology annotation, biological process: regulation of DNA-templated transcription; regulation of double-strand break repair via homologous recombination; negative regulation of DNA recombination. Bases 36 to 2831 code for a protein of 931 amino acids. The record is from RefSeq and is a predicted model, not a curated record. Gene Ontology annotation, cellular component: nucleus. The transcript has 23 exons.